AUGAUGACAAACAUAACCAGAGUGAGUGGUUUCCUCCUCCUGGGGUUCUCUGACAACCGGGAGCUGCAGAUCCUACACGCUUUGCUCUUCUUGGUGUUGUACUUGUUGGGCUUGGCAGGUAAUUUCAUCAUCAUCACCAUCACAAUGCUGGACCCACAGCUCCAAUCUCCAAUGUAUUACUUCCUGAAGCACCUUUCCUUUCUGGACUUCUCCUCCCUGUCUGUCACUGUUUCGCAGUCUAUCCACAGUUCCCUGACUGACAGUGGAUACAUUUCCUAUGCACAGUGUGUGCUGCAGGUUUUCUUCUUCAUGUCCUUGGCCUGGGCUGAGGUGGCCAUUCUCACAGUGAUGUCCUAUGACCGCUAUGUGGCCAUCUGCCUCCCACUGCACUAUGAAAUCAUCAUGGAUCCCAGAAAAUGUGGAUGGGCUGUGGCAGCUGUGUGGUUAAGUGGUGGCAUCUCGGGCAUCUUGUACACAACAACUACAUUUUCUAUCAGAUUCUGUAAAGUUAAAAUAAUCCACCAGUUCUUCUGUGAUAUCCCACAAUUGCUCAAGCUUUCCUGCUCCAGUGAUUACCUUGGAAUUGUUGGAGUGGUUGCCUUCAUGUCUACAAUGGCAUUUGUCUGCUUCAUCGCCAUCGCCCUCUCCUAUGUCCACAUAUUCUCCACAGUCCUCAGGAUGCCCUCUGCUGAAGGUCGGUCUAAGGUCUUCUCCACCUGCCUGCCGCACCUCUGUGUUGUAUCACUUUUUCUCUCCACUGGAGCCUUUGUCUAUCUAAAGCCAACCUCAGACUCUCCAACUAUCUUUGACCUCAUGCUCUCUUUGUUUUACACAGUACUUACCCCAACCCUCAACCCUGUUAUCUACAGUCUGAGGAAUGAGGCCAUGAAGGGGGCUGUAAGGAAGUUACUGUUGAGUAGAGGAUUCGCAAAGAAAAAGUAA
This is a messenger RNA of Nannospalax galili (Upper Galilee mountains blind mole rat), 942 nucleotides long. RefSeq names its product olfactory receptor 14J1-like. Gene Ontology annotation, cellular component: membrane. Gene Ontology annotation, biological process: G protein-coupled receptor signaling pathway. The record is from RefSeq and is a predicted model, not a curated record. The transcript has a single exon. Lineage: Eukaryota; Metazoa; Chordata; Mammalia; Rodentia; Spalacidae. Gene Ontology annotation, molecular function: G protein-coupled receptor activity; odorant binding; olfactory receptor activity. The coding region runs from base 1 to 942 and encodes 313 amino acids.